AUGGCAUUCGAUUAUAGAUCAUUUUCUGGUAGUAAUACCACUACCCGCAAUGAUUCUAAUUCAUUAUUGAGUAGUUAUCUGAACAUAUCGUUUAAUGAACCUGAACAUGAAUUUUCAUUAAACCACAAACGACCCUUUCUCCAAGAUGACGAUAAAACAGAAUUACCACCUCGUCUAAGUUCAUAUAGUUUAGCAGCAAUACACGAUAAACCAAAAAGCCAUCAUCUACAGCAUCCUUCAACAAGUGAGUCAAUGAACAUAAUCACUGCUCCAAUCACGGGUAAAUAUGAAAACGAUUUUUCUGAAAACAUCACUAAGUUUAGAAAUAAAUUAGCAAAACAUCUUCUAAUUAAUGAAAAUAAUGAAAUCAAGGAGAAUAAUCCGAAUGAAUUCCAUCAACGAAAUACUUAUACCAACAGUCAAUAUUCUAAUAAUUGGGAUGAUUUUACACCUGGCAAAUCAAAUCAUAGUACAUUGGGGAAAACAACUGUAACCAUUCCAGAUGAUGGUUAUCGUCCCAGUAGUCAGGAUGGAUUCGAACCAAUUCAUCAUCUUCCAAAGAGAAAGCGAAGAUUUGGAAAACUAUUGGGUCGUCCUAUACGAGUUUCAGAAACAUUAUCAGAAAGUCCCAUGGAUAAUCCAUAUCCUGAACUCUAUUUAGAUAGAUUCUCCCCUGUUUUAAGAACCUCAAAUAACGAAAUUGGACUGGAUCCAAUAUUCGGUCGGCUUAAAGAAUCUCCGGAGUUUGUUUCAAGGGCGGAAAGACCAUAUCGAGAAACUAAUAGAGUCGUAUCAGAGCCACCAGCACUACCUAAAAGCACACUACUGCCAAGAGAAGUCAGAGGUUACAGAAACAGAGUCACACUGGAAUCAGGCAGAGACUUUGAUCCACAAAAAUAUUCAUUCCCCAACAUAUUGCAAGAUAUCAAUCAAAGAAAGGUAUUUGACGAUAAAGAAAAUCAUCAAUAUCCACUACCAUCACAAUCUUCCAGACAAUAUAACUCUAGACAACCUUUAGCCGAACGUCCACUUAAUCAAUUAAACCAAGAACCAGAAGUUUUUAGAAAACCAAAAUUGCCAAAGCUGCAUAGCAACAUUGUUAAAUCACCAUCACCGAUUAUUCAACAAUUCCCAAUCCCAGACAGAAACCCAAUUCCAGAGUCCAAGGUACAUUUUGAACGUCCAACGCAUUCCCGAGAAUCCGGUGUCAGUGAUCCAUCAGACGAAGGAGCUCCUAGAAAUAAGAAUAUCAUUACCAUAAAUGGAAAGCAAUACGAAAAGAGAGAUAUAAUAGGUACAGGUGGUUCUUCAAAAGUUUAUGGUAUUAGAGACUUGUCUAAUAAACGAAACUAUGCCAUGAAAAAGGUAAGCAUAGAUCAAUAUGAUAAAUCAUGUGCCGAUAAAUUUAAAGAAGAGAUUUCAUUAUUAUUAAAACUACAAAAAUCGGAAAGGAUUGUGAAAUUAAUUGAUUUUUGUAUGACGGAGAAUUCAAUCUAUUUAAUUAUGGAAAAGGGUGAUGGCGACUUAGCACUGACUUUACAUCAUAGAUCCAAUAUGAAAAACCCACCCGAUAUGUGUUUCGUCAAAUGUUAUGCGAGAGAAAUGUUACUUUGCCUUAAAGAAGUUCAUGAUGCUGGAAUUGUUCAUAGUGAUUUAAAACCUGCCAAUUUCUUAUUAGUUAAAGGGAUUCUCAAACUUAUUGAUUUUGGUAUUGCUGAUGCAGUGCCUGAUCAUACUGUGAAUAUAUAUCGUGAAUCACAAAUCGGUACACCUAACUAUAUGGCCCCGGAAACACUAACUGUAAACCAACCAGGUGUACAUACUAAAGAUACUUGGAAAGUAGGGAAACCUUCCGAUAUUUGGUCAAUUGGAUGUAUUAUAUAUCAAAUGAUUUAUGGUAAGGCUCCAUAUGCUUCCUAUUCUGGUCAUCAAAGAAUCUUAGCAAUCACUAAUCCUGCAAUUAAGAUAAAAUAUCCAAAUAAAGGAUUGGGUGGUGUUCGUGUACCUACAGGUGCAAUAGUAUUGAUGCAGAAUUGUUUGGCACAUCUGCCUAAUGAUAGAUGGACAGUUGAAGAAUGUUUGGAUUGUGAUUUCUUUAAUCCUAAGGGAGUAAGUGAGGGCUUUGUGAGAGAGGUUGUACAUCAAACGAUUAAUUAUGGGUAUAAUAAGAGAAUAAAUGCCGAUGCUAUAUCCAGUGAUGAUAUCGAGGCGUUGGUUAAUGAUGUUAUGGACGGGAUUCUGAAUUUAAACUAUAGUUGA
Hemisphaericaspora subhashii is the source of this 2259-nucleotide messenger RNA. RefSeq names its product serine/threonine/tyrosine protein kinase (gene MPS1). Gene Ontology annotation, molecular function: ATP binding; protein serine/threonine kinase activity; protein serine/threonine/tyrosine kinase activity. NCBI's taxonomy places the organism in Eukaryota, Fungi, Ascomycota, Pichiomycetes, Serinales, Debaryomycetaceae. Gene Ontology annotation, cellular component: spindle; kinetochore; nucleus. The transcript has a single exon. The coding region runs from base 1 to 2259 and encodes 752 amino acids. Gene Ontology annotation, biological process: protein localization to kinetochore; meiotic spindle assembly checkpoint signaling; chromosome segregation. The record is from RefSeq and is a predicted model, not a curated record.